This is a messenger RNA of Armigeres subalbatus, 1975 nucleotides long. RefSeq names its product GPI transamidase component PIG-T-like. The record is from RefSeq and is a predicted model, not a curated record. Gene Ontology annotation, biological process: attachment of GPI anchor to protein. Lineage: Eukaryota; Metazoa; Arthropoda; Insecta; Diptera; Culicidae. Gene Ontology annotation, cellular component: GPI-anchor transamidase complex. Bases 128 to 1867 code for a protein of 579 amino acids. The transcript is spliced from 2 exons.
GGGAGUGCUUAUGAAUUGCGGGUGAUAUCAGUGCGGUAUCUGCGGGCGUUUGUAUGGUGUUGUUGUUUGCUUAUUUCCCAUUUUAUAAAGUUUCGGUGUUAAAAGCGAAGGAUUAUAUCCAGAAAGUAUGUUCCGACCGCGUUGGACGGUCGUAUUAUCCUUACUCACCUUACUGCACCCGUCUCUGCAGUUUAACGACGUGUUCGAUGAGGAACUUCUAAUCAAGCCACUCCCCGACGGAUUCGUGUAUAGCUACUUCCAGUUCACAACGCGCUGGGAUGUCGCUCAUAAUGAUAGCUUGCUGCACACCCACCUGGUGUCGCGAUCGUUGACGGAACUGCUCUACCACUACGGCAUCAGCGAGUUGCAUCUGAGCUUCACCAACGGGGUUUGGCGCUACGAGAACUGGGGCUUCCCAGUAGUAGAUGCCGGGCCGGGAGCAGAAGUGUGGGCAUGGUUCGAACCACCGGCAGGCGACGCGGAAGUAGAUCAAAAAUGGAAGCAGCUGUGCGGAACGCUAUCCGGAUUGUUUUGCGCUUCGUUGAGUUUUGUGGACAAGACUAAUACAUUUAGACCGGAGUACUCGCUGCGACCAACAACGCAUCGGUUUGAAGGAAUGGUCCCGCCGAAGAUACGCUAUGCUGCGCUACCGCGUGAGAUUGUCUGCACGGAGAAUUUGACCCCAUGGAAGAAACUGGUGCCCUGUAAGCUACGGGAGGGAUUGGUCUCGCUACUGACAGCGGACCACUUGUACUCGGGCAAUUAUCACUCACUGGCCGUGCAUAUGCGGAAAUUGUGUGUCGAUGCGGAAUGCAGUCAGUUCCAGUUAGAAGUGCGUCAAAGUGUAAGCCUGGUUCAGGAUCAACGGAUAUUCGGGGGAAAGGAUUGGUCCAUUAGGAAACUGUUCGGCCAAGGGUCGGAAGGUGCGUGCGUGUUGGCCACAACCAGUAAGGUUUACGUGGACGUUACCGAUAAGGAUUACGAAAUGUCCCAAAAGCCUACGAAUGUAAUUCGGUCAACCCGAGGUGGCGCAAAUUCCGUUUUGUAUGAAUACGACUUGAAGGAGUAUGAAAAGAAGCAGCGAAUGUUCAAUGUGGCUGCUUUGGAUAAGAACGAUCUCGGCGUGGUCGUAAUGACACCACAACCCCCGAUCUUUUCAAAACGUUACAUCUCCGGAGUAGGUCAGGAACGCGGAAGAAUUGUAACGCGAAUAACCAACACCCAUUGGGCGAGUCUGAAUUUGAUAAUUUUCGAGAACAUUCCUUGGUUCGUGCCGAUCUACUUGCACACUCUCAAGGUUACUCGAGGGGAUCAACGGAUCGAGCCACGUACCGUUAAAUACAUUCCGGGUCGGCAACGGGAGCGACCAUCGCAUCUGGAAAUCGCUUUAACCAUUCCAACCCGAUCCACCAUUGAGCUGUCGAUCGACUUCGACUACAUCUUUCUCAAGUGGCAAGAGUACCCGCCUGAUGCCAGCCAUGGCCACUAUUUGCAACCCUCGAUCAUCUCGGUGCUGCUCCCAGUUGCACGCAACUACACCUCCUUGCCGCGAGAAGCUUCCCUGUUCCGGGAAUCGUUCAACGCAACCCAACCGAGUGGCUACUUCUUGCAAAUACGGACGGAAGCGCUUCUCCUGACGCUUCCCAUCCCGGACUUUAGCAUGCCGUACAACGUGAUCUGUUUGGCUUGCACCGUGGUCGCGUUGGCGUUCGGACCAAUCCACAACAUUUCCACCAAGCGAAUCGUCGCCAAGAGCAAGGAUCCGGCCAAACCAAAGCUGAUGGAUAAGGUCAAAUGCUGGUUUGCUAAGAAGCGUAACAAGAAUGAGAAGGAGAAGACUGAAAGUAUUACCGAAGAAGCUAAAUAAGGAUAGUUGUGCACACAAGAGUAAUUCUAAGUCAUUUUACAUCUAUUUAAAAUAUGGAAGUAUUUCGAAGCCUACAGACAAAACGAUUACACCAAUCUGAAUACCUAA